Molecule: messenger RNA, 2898 nt
Organism: Scatophagus argus
Lineage: Eukaryota; Metazoa; Chordata; Actinopteri; Scatophagidae
Gene: nsun2
Product: NOP2/Sun RNA methyltransferase 2
Exons: 19
Coding region: 201-2486 (761 amino acids)
Biological process (GO): tRNA methylation
Cellular component (GO): nucleus; cytoplasm
Molecular function (GO): tRNA (cytidine-N5)-methyltransferase activity; tRNA binding
Source: RefSeq, a predicted model, not a curated record
ACAUUUCGUGGCCACCUCGGAAGGUCCUGAUUCACGUGCGUCAGAUGCAACGCGUUUGAAGCGUAUACAGCGCAGCAUAGCAGUCCACUCUCAAACUCUCGAUUGAUUUACAUUUUAUCCCGGUUGCAUGUCACUUUUCCCUGUAUCAACACACGACGUCGUUCCGCAGAUCUUUCUCCAGACUCAUCUGUUAUUCCAACAUGGGAAAAAGAAGCAGGCAGCGACAGAAAAACCCGACUGCUGGCAGAGACAACAGGGACAACGCUGGCUGGGGAGCUGGCUAUGCUGACAUUGUCAAGGAGAAUAAGCUAUUUGAGCACUACUAUAAGGAGCAAGGGCUGGUGCCUGAUGGAGAGUUUGAACAGUUUAUGGAUGCGAUGAGGGAACCACUACCAGCCACCAUCCGCAUCACUGGAUACAAGAGUCAUGCCAAGGAAAUCCUCCACUGUCUGAAGGAAAAAUAUUUUAAGGACAUUCAGGAGCUGGAGAUUGAUGGCCAGAAGAUUGAGGCUCCACAGCCUCUGAGCUGGUAUCCUGAUGAGCAGGCCUGGCACACCAACAUGAGCAGGAAGAUCAUUAGGAAGUCUCCAUUGCUGGAGAAGUUCCACCAGUUUCUGGUCAGCGAGACUGAGUCGGGUAACAUCAGCCGUCAGGAAGCUGUCAGUAUGAUCCCUCCUCUCCUCCUGAAGAUUGAAUCCCACCACAAGAUCCUGGACAUGUGCGCAGCUCCGGGGUCCAAGACAGCCCAGCUCAUUGAGAUGCUCCAUGCUGACAUGGAUGUGCCAUUUCCAGAGGGCUUUGUCAUUGCCAACGAUGUGGACAAUAAGCGCUGCUACCUGCUUGUGCACCAAGCCAAACGUCUCAACAGCCCCUGCAUUAUGGUGGUCAACCACGACGCCUCCUGCAUCCCCACGCUCAUGAUUAACUCCAACAGCAAGAAGGACAUCCUCUUCUACGACCGCAUCUUGUGUGACGUGCCCUGCAGUGGUGACGGCACCAUGAGGAAGAACAUAGACGUGUGGAAGAAGUGGACGACGAGCAACAGCCUGCACCUUCAUGGGCUCCAGCUGCGCAUUGCCGUGCGUGGCGUUGAACAGCUGGCUGUGGGAGGGAGGAUGGUCUACUCCACCUGCUCGCUCAAUCCUAUAGAGGACGAAGCGGUUAUCGCUGCGCUGCUGGAGAAGAGCGAAGGAGCGCUGGAGCUGGCCGACAGCUCAGCUGAUCUGCCAGGGCUGAAGUGGAUGCCUGGGGUUACUUCCUGGAAGCUGAUGACCAAGGAGGGCCAGUGGUACUCGGAUUGGUCCGAGGUUCCAAGCAGCCGUCACACGCAGAUCCGCCCCACCAUGUUCCCUCCAAAAGACCCAGAGAAACUUGCUAGCAUGCAUCUGGAGAGAUGUAUGAGGAUUCUGCCACAUCACCAGAACACUGGAGGUUUCUUUGUGGCCGUGCUGGUGAAGAAAGCCCCAAUGCCUUGGAACAAAAGAUAUCCCAAGCUUAGGAAGGACGUCUCGUCCCUCUCAGCAGCCCAGACUGUGGGCUCUUCGGAAGCCUCAACCCCCGCAGACACUCCCCACCUUCCCGAGAAUGCUUUGGGUGAGGGGGAGGGGGCAGGCGCAGAAGGAAAAGUAUAUGAGGAGGCACCCAAAGGAGCGUCCUUGGCCCAGGAGGCCACUGCUAUACGAGAUGGAGUGUGUGGGCCUCCAGCUUCUAAGAAGAUGAAGCUGUUUGGUUAUAAAGAAGACCCCUUUGUGUUCCUUACUGAAGAUGACCCUGUCUUCACCACCAUUCAAUCUUUCUAUGAUCUGUCACCCAACUUCCCCAGGCUGAAUGUCCUGACCAGGACCCACGAGGGCAAGAAGAGACACUUGUACAUGGUGUCCAAAGAGCUCCGCAACGUGCUCCUCAAUAACAGUGAGCGCAUGAAGGUCAUUAACACAGGCGUGAAGGUGUGGUCUCGCAACAGUGAUGGAGAGGAGUUUGGCUGUGCCUUCAGACUGGCUCAGGAGGGUAUCUACACUCUUCAGCCUUACAUUCGCUCCAGGAUAAUCACAGUGAGUGUGGAGGAUAUCAAAGUGCUGCUGACCCAGGAGAACCCCUUCCUCAGCAAACUGCAGGACGACGCUCACGCUCAAGCCAAGAAAAUGGUUAUGGGUAGCAUCGUGUUGAAGUACAUUCCCAACCCAAAUAACACAGCGGAACCUCAAUGUCCCAUCCAGCUGUGUGGCUGGAGGGGAAAGACAUCCAUCCGAGCCUUCGUCCCUCGCAACGAGAGGUUUCAUUACCUCCGAAUGUUAGGCGUGGAGGUCUUCAGAGACAAACAGGGCCUCGGGCAGAAACAGAAGGAUGACAGUAAAGAAGAGGUGGAAAAGGACGCAGAGGAGGAAGGAGUGGCGGAAAAUGAGGCCGAGCUGGACUUUGAGAAUGGUGAUGAAAACGGAUCGUCAGAGCCAAAGGCCGACAGCAGCAACCAGGGGACUAGCAGCUGAGGAUGGAGAGGAGAUAGCAGAGAGAAAUACAGAAUGAAGACGUAUUAGAGCUCUAAGAGCUGUUGACCACGUCCAGCUAAGACCACAUUAUGCAGAAUAAAAGGAUGAUAUGCCUCCAUGAGUCUCUCUGUUUAGCAAGAUGCUGCUGCAGAAGGAUUCCCUCCCUGAGAUGGACUCCCUUGGGAUUUUUAGUUGUUGGAGCCCCUCUGGGAGUCAGCUUUUUAGUUAAAUGGCUUGUCUUAUUUUAUAUAGCUGUUUUUUUAUGGUUUAACAGAUUUAUUCCACUGACCAAGUGGCAUCUCUUUGCUUUCACUUGCCCAUGUUUAGAGAAGGCAUGGAUUAACUUCCACCUCAUUUUCUACACAUGUAAUUAAGCAGAAAUAUGGAGUUGAUUAAACGUGUUCAAGACUAA